CUGAUUGGUCGGCCGCUCUGAGUUUAAACGGCAGCCCGCGGAGAGCAGCCGCUGAAGCUAACGUUAGCCUCCGUGUUUGGAUGUUUCCCGCCUGAAAGUCCGUGUGUGCCGAACAGAACCGGUCCAAAGUGAGUCCGCCUCACUGCAAGCGUCACUGCUGCGGCUGAAUGUGAUCACGUGUCCACACGACACGGUAACGACGAAACUAACGCGCGCGUGGAGAUGAUGGAGUCUUGUUUGGGGGGUAAACCGGAGCGGGUCGGUCCGGUGGAGGUGGAUGACAUCAGGAGAGAUUUACUGGGUGAAUUCACAGCUCUACCUGCACAGGACAGUGUGGUUCAGUCUGAGAACCUUCAGGUUUUUCUGAGAGUUCGACCGUUCACUGCAGCAGAGAGCGACAACGCAGGCUCACAGGACUGUGUGACCAUCGAGGGGCCGGACACUGUCGUCCUGAAGGCUCCAAAGACCUGUCAAUCAAACCGACAGAACGACAAGUCCCUCCCACAGACGGCACAGAGGUUCACCUUCACACAGGUGUUUGGCCCUGGUUCCAGUCAGCAGAAAGUGUUUGAAGGUUCUGUUCGUGGUCUGGUUCGGGACGUUCUGGACGGAGGAAACUGUCUCGUGUUCACGUACGGAGUGACAAACGCUGGAAAGACCUUCACAUUCCUGGGUCCGGAUCACGACAGCGGUCUGCUGCCGCGCUCCCUGUCGGUCAUCUUCAACAGCAUCGACGGUCGCCUGUACAGCCGCUGCGACCUGAAGCCUCAGCGCUGCAGAGACUUCAGCAGGCUGACUCCAGACCAGCAGGCUGCAGAGAGCAGCAGCAAGAAGAACCUGCUGAGGCUGCUGAAAGAGAGUGACAAAAGUCUGACGUCUGGAAGAUCGACCUUACUCGACGGCUCGUCUCUCAGCACUGACAGCAGUGUGAACAGUGUCUCUGACGCUGACAGCUUCUGCCUGGACGUCGACUCAAACGUCCGUUUCUCCGUCUGGGUUUCAUUCUGUGAGAUUUACAACGACAACAUCCACGACCUGCUGGAACAGGUUCCCAGUGGACACCACAAGAGGGCGACGCUGCGUCUGUCUCAGGACGUCAAAGGAAACUCCUUCAUCAAAGACCUGCGCUGGGUUCAGGUGAACAGUUCUGAGGAGGCGUACAGAGUGAUGAAGAUCGGGAAGAAGAACCAGAGUUUCUCCUCCACCAGACUGAACCAGCUGUCCAGCAGGAGCCACAGCAUCUUUUCCAUCAGGAUCCUCCGUGUGGACGACGUCGGAGUUCCCAGAGUCCUCGGCAUCAGCGAGCUGGCUCUGUGUGACCUGGCCGGUUCUGAGCGCUGCUCUCGGACUCAGAACACCGGAGAGAGACUGAAGGAAGCCGGGAACAUCAACAGCUCCCUGCUGACGCUCGGGAAGUGCAUCAACGCCAUGAGACUGAACCAGCACGCCAAGUUCCAGCACCACAUCCCGUUCAGGGAGUCCAAGCUCACACACUUCCUGCAGGUCUUCUUCUGUGGUGCCGGCCGCGUCUCCAUGGUGGUGAACAUCAAUCAGAACUCGUCCUGCUUUGACGAGACGCUCAACGUCCUCAAGUUCUCCGCCCUCGCCCAGAAGGUGGUGGUGCUGAACACGAGGCCGGUGAUCAUCGACGACGCCCCCCACAGGUCGGCCUUGGAGCUGUCGAUGAUCAUCGACGAGGCCGACCGGCGCAGGAAUGUGUCAGGGCGGGGCCGGAAGAGCUCGAUGGUUGCCUGGGAGACGACCCUGGAGGAUGUGCUGGAGGACGAGUACGGGGAAGAGUCGGACGAAGAGGAGGAGGAGGAGGAGGAGAGUGUGAUGGAGGGAACGGUGCUGGAGGCGGGGGGUGAGGAAGACAAGGAGCAGGAGGAGAAGGACACGACGAUGGAGCAAGGAGAGGAGCAGUCAGACAGAGAGGCGGCGCUGCGUUUGGUUCUGGAGGCUCAGAUCAGAGAAGAAGUCAGCGCCGAGUUCAUGGAGCUCUUCAACAAGAUGGAGAAGGACUACAGCGAACGUCUGGAGAAGGAGAGGGAGAUCCUGGAGGAGAGAGCCGAGAAGAGAGUCGAGAUCCUGAAGAACCUCGUCAGCAAGACAGCGGACCUGCCCGCGGUCAGCACCGACAACAGCAAGGAGGAGCAGGCGGCUCUGCUGGAGGGAAUCAUCGGCUCGUUGACCGAAGACCUGCAGAAGAUCCGAGAGGACGCUCAGAGUGUUCACCACUGCCUCGCCGAGCACUCACAGGAGAGCUCGGAGCAGCAGCAGCAGAAGUUGACGGAGCUGAUGGAGAUCUGUCAGCAGAAGGACGACGUCAUCGACAAACUGCAGGCAGCCGUGGAGGACGCUGUGGAGAGCGCCACCAGAGACAAGACGCUGGCGGAGUCGAUCAGGUCGGAGCUGCUGCACCUCCAGCAGACCUGCCGCUGUGUGAGGAGGGCAGGAGGAGAGGAGGUGGAGGAGAGCAGGAAACGACAGCGUGAAGCUCCACAGGAGGAGGAGAAGGAGAGGGAGCCAGCGAAGAAGAGAUUUGUUCUGGAGGAGGAGAUCUGGAGGCUUCAGGGGGAGAACGACAAGAAAGAGGAGGCGAUCGUGGAGCUGAGGGAGAGGGAGGAGAGAAGGAGGAGGGGGCUGGAGGAGGAGCUGGGGAGGCGUGAGGAGGAGGUGGAGGAGCUGAAGAAGCAGAAGGUUUUACUGGAGCAGAAGGUGGAGAAGCUGACAGCUCUGGACGAGUGUUCAAACUGUGACUCGCUGUUUUUGUCUCUGGAGUCUGAGCAAAGAGAAACGAGCCGACUGUCCAAAGAGAACAAAGCUCUGGUGAACGGCAUCUUCCAGCUGCAGACCGAGGUGACCGCUCUCCAGGCUCAGCUCAAACAGCAGACCGAUCGGUGCGACAGCCUAUCAGAGCAGCUCCACGCCGCAGAGGCUCGCCUCCGCGACCUGGGGAGCCAAUCAGAGGAGAAGGCCAACACCAUUAGCAGUCUGACACAGGAAGUGGAGCGUCUGAGACAGGAAGUCCAGGUGGAGGAGGGGCGGAGCAGCAGUGUUUUCCAUGCUGCCAUGGAGGAGCUGAAGAAGGAGAGCGUGGCGGCGCUGCAGAGAUCAGCUGACAGGUGUGAACAGGUGGAUGACCUGCAGAGAGAGAACAGGCGGCUGGAGGACGCUCUGACACUCAGCCAGGACAGGUGUGUCGAGCUCAGCGAGCAGCUGGCCAAUCAGAAAGCAGAAUUCACCCGACAGCUCCAGAGCCUGAGGGUGGAGCUCGAGUCUGAGGGUGGAGCUCUGCGAGGGAGACUGCAGGAGGUGGAGAGGUCGGAGAAAGAGAGGAGGAGACACCUGGAGAGAGAGAACGAAGAGCUGCUUCGAGUUUCAUCUGAAAAAGAAAAACUGAUUGAAGAAAGUUACAGAGAGACGGAAACGCUGAGACGAGAACUGGAGCAUCUGAAGGAAGGCCUGCAGAGGAGGGAGAAGGAGAACCGACAGGUGGAGGGGGAGGAGAAGGAGAACCGACAGGGGGAGGAGAAGAAGGCGUCAGUGGUGGAGGAGCUGAAGCAGGAGAUGGAGAGACUCCAGGAGAGGAGGGGGAGACGACAGGAGGAGGACCGAGACUUUGAGGCCGUGAAGAGAGAGAUGGAGCGACUGACGGAGGAAAGAGAGACACACCUGAACAAACAGGACGUCUGCGUCUCUCCUCUGAGGUCCAACAGGAAGAAAACCCCCAAAACAACGACGGCGAGGAAGAGGAAGAGCUGCGAGGUGCAGGAUCUCGUGUUCAGUGAGAACAAAAGAAACCGAUUGAGAGCGAACAACAAACAGUCGUCGGUGGUGAAGACAGACGGGGCUCUUCAGAAGAUCGGGGAGUUGAUCCAAAGCUCUCCGUCCAUCCUGAGCAGCAAAGCUAAAACCAUCAUUGGCCUGGUCAGUGGACAUUCAGUGGAUACGGUUACCACGGCAACCAAGACGAGACGAGGACGGAAAAAACUUUACCACACGGACACCUCGUCUCAGCUGCUCGACUCUCUGCACACGAUGUCAGAAGCAGCAGAGGAGGAGAAUGCUCACCUGAUCAUUAAGAGACAGCUGCGGUCCAAGACCUGCAGGAAGUGACAUCACGAUGACAACACUACGCUGAAAACCAUCUCGGGGAUGAAAACCUCUCAGGACACAUUGAGAAUGAGACUUUUCUCUUCAGUGAGUCUAAAGAAGAGUUUAAUUUUAAAUAUCUGUACAGUUUCUGUUUUUAGUUUUUUUAGGUUGUGAUUUGUUUUUUUUGGGGUUUUUUCAUCGCUCGGGAUCAAUAAACAGAACAGUGACAAAACUUUUCACAUUAUGGAAAAUAAAAAUGAUUCCCAGCCUCUGUCUAAA
This is a messenger RNA of Larimichthys crocea (large yellow croaker), 4377 nucleotides long. It is a transcript of the gene kif20bb, whose product is annotated as kinesin family member 20Bb. The coding region runs from base 223 to 4119 and encodes 1298 amino acids. Lineage: Eukaryota; Metazoa; Chordata; Actinopteri; Sciaenidae. Gene Ontology annotation, biological process: mitotic spindle assembly; microtubule-based movement; spindle elongation. Gene Ontology annotation, molecular function: ATP binding; plus-end-directed microtubule motor activity; microtubule binding. Gene Ontology annotation, cellular component: nucleus; mitotic spindle; spindle microtubule. The transcript has 31 exons. The record is from RefSeq and is a predicted model, not a curated record.